Messenger RNA from Lotus japonicus, 2959 nucleotides. Its product is annotated as elongation factor 2-like. NCBI's taxonomy places the organism in Eukaryota, Viridiplantae, Streptophyta, Magnoliopsida, Fabales, Fabaceae. Gene Ontology annotation, molecular function: GTP binding; translation elongation factor activity; GTPase activity. Gene Ontology annotation, biological process: translational elongation. The record is from RefSeq and is a predicted model, not a curated record. Bases 207 to 2738 code for a protein of 843 amino acids. The transcript is spliced from 4 exons. Gene Ontology annotation, cellular component: ribonucleoprotein complex; cytosol.
CUCUCUCAAAUUUUCCUCUUUAAUCCGAUUUUCUCACUCGAUUUUCCCAUCGUUUCUCUCUUCCCAAACAGAUCUGUACGCGUUUUCCCUUUCCUCGCUUCAUUUUUCUCAAUUUUUUCUUCGAUCUGCUUUAGAUUUGCGCUUUCCAGAUUCCAUCUCUCUAACCGAUUCAAUUUUUUUGCUGUGGAAGUUAACUACCAGUCAAGAUGGUGAAGUUUACAGCUGAGGAGCUUCGUCGUAUUAUGGACCUGAAGCAUAACAUUCGUAAUAUGUCUGUUAUUGCUCAUGUUGACCACGGAAAAUCCACUCUCACUGAUUCUCUGGUGGCUGCUGCUGGAAUUAUUGCACAAGAAGUAGCAGGUGAUGUCCGUAUGACUGAUACCCGUGCAGAUGAAGCUGAGCGUGGUAUUACAAUUAAGUCUACUGGUAUCUCACUGUACUAUGAAAUGACUGAUGUGGCUCUCAAGAGUUUCAAGGGAGAGAGAAUGGGCAAUGAGUAUCUCAUUAAUCUCAUCGACUCCCCUGGGCACGUCGACUUCUCAUCUGAGGUUACUGCUGCACUUCGUAUUACUGAUGGAGCCCUUGUUGUGGUGGAUUGUGUUGAAGGUGUCUGUGUCCAAACUGAAACUGUGCUACGACAGGCCUUGGGAGAAAGGAUUAAGCCUGUUCUGACUGUCAAUAAGAUGGACAGAUGCUUCCUUGAAUUGCAGGUGGAUGGAGAGGAGGCCUAUCAGACUUUUAGCCGUGUUAUUGAGAAUGCUAAUGUGAUCAUGGCUACAUAUGAAGACCCACUGCUUGGUGAUUGUAUGGUCUACCCAGAGAAAGGAACAGUUGCUUUCUCUGCUGGUCUUCAUGGCUGGGCUUUUACUUUGACAAACUUUGCAAAAAUGUAUGCCUCAAAAUUUGGUGUUGACGAGUCAAAGAUGAUGGAAAGGCUCUGGGGUGAGAACUUUUUUGAUCCAGCCACCAAGAAAUGGACCACCAAGAAUACUGGUUCAGCUACCUGCAAGCGAGGGUUCGUUCAGUUCUGUUAUGAACCUAUCAAGCAGAUUAUUAACACUUGUAUGAAUGAUCAGAAGGAUAAGCUGUGGCCUAUGCUGCAAAAGCUAGGAGUCGUCAUGAAAUCUGAUGAGAAGGACCUGAUGGGUAAACCAUUGAUGAAACGUGUCAUGCAGACAUGGCUCCCAGCAGCUAGUGCUCUCUUGGAAAUGAUGAUCUUUCAUCUUCCUUCUCCAUCAACAGCCCAGAGAUACCGUGUUGAGAAUUUGUAUGAGGGUCCCCUUGAUGAUCAAUAUGCUACUGCUAUCAGAAACUGUGAUCCUGAGGGACCUCUGAUGCUUUAUGUCUCAAAGAUGAUUCCUGCCUCUGACAAGGGUAGGUUUUUUGCCUUUGGCCGUGUCUUCUCUGGUAAGGUUUCAACUGGUUUGAAAGUCAGGAUUAUGGGACCAAAUUAUGUUCCUGGAGAGAAAAAAGACCUGUAUACUAAAAGUGUUCAAAGAACUGUCAUUUGGAUGGGAAAGAAACAGGAGACUGUUGAGGAUGUUCCUUGUGGUAACACAGUUGCUUUGGUUGGUUUGGAUCAAUUUAUCACCAAGAAUGCUACAUUGACAAAUGAGAAGGAAACUGAUGCUCACCCAAUUCGUGCUAUGAAGUUUUCUGUCUCCCCUGUUGUCCGUGUUGCUGUUCAGUGUAAGGUUGCAUCUGAUCUUCCUAAGCUUGUUGAAGGUCUUAAACGGUUGGCUAAAUCAGAUCCUAUGGUUGUUUGUACUAUUGAGGAGUCUGGAGAACACAUUGUUGCUGGUGCAGGAGAGCUUCAUCUUGAGAUCUGUUUGAAGGACUUGCAAGAUGAUUUCAUGGGUGGAGCUGAGAUUGUUAAAUCUGACCCUGUUGUGUCUUUCCGAGAGACAGUUCUAGAGAGAUCAUGCCGCACUGUGAUGAGUAAGUCACCCAACAAGCACAACCGUCUGUACAUGGAAGCAAGACCACUGGAGGACGGGCUUGCAGAAGCUAUUGAUGAUGGCAAGAUUGGACCAAGGGAUGACCCCAAAGUUCGUUCCAAAAUCUUGUCCGAAGAAUAUGGUUGGGACAAGGAUCUUGCCAAGAAAAUCUGGUGUUUCGGACCUGAGACCCUUGGACCAAACAUGGUGGUUGAUAUGUGUAAGGGAGUCCAGUAUUUGAACGAAAUCAAGGAUUCUGUCGUUGCCGGAUUCCAGUGGGCAUCAAAAGAAGGUGCUUUGGCUGAAGAAAACAUGAGGGCCAUUUGCUUUGAAGUGUGUGAUGUUGUCCUGCAUGCUGAUGCCAUCCACAGAGGUGGUGGUCAGAUCAUUCCUACAGCUAGGAGAGUGUUCUAUGCUUCCCAGUUGACUGCCAAACCCAGGCUCCUUGAGCCUGUUUACCUGGUGGAAAUCCAGGCUCCUGAGCAAGCCCUUGGUGGUAUCUACAGUGUUCUGAAUCAGAAACGUGGACACGUCUUUGAGGAAAUGCAGAGGCAAGGUACCCCACUUUACAACAUCAAAGCAUACCUCCCUGUCGUCGAAUCCUUCGGAUUCUCUGGCACUUUGAGGGCUGCAACAUCAGGGCAGGCUUUCCCACAGUGUGUCUUUGAUCAUUGGGAUAUGAUGUCCUCAGAUCCAUUGGAGUCUGGCUCACAAGCUGCAACGCUUGUUACUGACAUUCGUAAGAGGAAGGGUUUGAAGGAGCAGAUGACUCCACUCUCUGAGUUUGAAGACAAGCUUUAAGUCAUUCUAAAAACACUAUUUAUGACCUUAGCUGAGUUUCUUCUGAUAAAAACUGUGGCCUUAGUUUUAUUUUAAAGUUCAGUAUUUAAGUUUUUAUUUGUUGUUUUGUCAGUGAAUUGUUGUACUUCAUAUCAUUUGUAUUUGCAUCGGUGUAUUUUUGGUCUUGGAUUUGCAUCGAUGAUGUUUGAACUAUUUGUGCUGAAUAUUACUGUUUUCAAUAA